GAAGAGAGGAAGUGAUAGCUUGUAUCAGAGAGGAAAGAAAGAAGCAGCAGCCUGAAGAGAGAGACUGGAGAUAAAGAAGGACAGAGAUUGAGACAGACACGGGGUGAGGCCGGGGAGAGACAGAGGGAAAGAGACAGACUGCAUAUAGAGAGAGACAGGGAGACAGAGACUGCACAUAGAGAGAUAUAUAGAGAGACAGAGACUGCACAUAGAAAGAGACAGGGAGACAGAGACUGCACAUAGAAAGAGACAGGGAGACAGAGACUGCACAUAGACAUAUAUAUAGAGAGAGACAGAGACUGCACACAGAGAGACGGGCAGAGGCCAUAAAGAGACAUAGGCUGGAGACAGAGAGAGAACAAGAUACAGAGACUGCACCAAGAGAGACAGCCAUAGGGAGAGAGAGACAGGAGACAUAGGAAGAGUCGGAGACUGCACAUAGAGAGACAGGCUGAGCCCAUAGAGUCGGGCAGGGGCCCCGGGGGGACGCGGCUGGUGCAGGGGCCACUUCCUGCUAUGCCCAGAUAGCUGAGGGGCAGAGGACAGCAGGGUGGGGGCGGCACAGGUGAGGGCACAUUCCUACCAGGAGGAGGCGCCAUCAGCAUGAGUGAGACAGCGGUGAUCACGGCCCGGGCCACCGUAAUGGUCUAUGAUGAUUCCAGUAAAAAGUGGAUCAAUGCCGGAACUGGCCCUGUGGGACACAGCCGAGUCCAGCUCUACUACACUCCGGGGCCACAGACCUACCGUGUGGUGGGGAGGAAAAUGUCCGAUCAACAGGUUGUAAUUAAUUGCCCUUUGGUUCGAGGGCUGAAAUACAACCAGGCCACGCCUAAUUUCCACCAGUGGCGGGACGCACGGCAGGUGUGGGGGCUGAACUUCAGCAGUAAGGAGGAGGCCGGCCAGUUUGCUACUGGGAUAUUACAAGCUCUUGACUGUCUGGACACUGGUGCACCGUGGCCCAGUCUGAAUGGACCCAAAGUGGAAGAGCCAGAGCCGCCUAGGAGGCCACAGCCAGAACUGGAGCACAGAAUCCAGAGUCCAGUUGCUCCAGUCAUUCCAGCAUCAACUGGGCCUCCUGCACCACCAGGACCACCUCCACCACCAGGACCACCGCCUCCUCCUGGAGGUCCACCAGCACCUCCUGGGGGUCCUCCAGCUCCAUUUGCAGGGGGUCCGCCAGCUCCAUUUGGAGGGGGUCCACCAGCUCCCCCUGGAGGUGGACCUCCUGCUCCUCCCCCUCUACCUUCAGGAGGAGGAGGAGGAGCUGCGGCAAAUGGUGGAGGCCUCGCAGCGGCUUUAGCUGCAGCUAAGCUGAAAAAAGUGGCAAAGGAUGAAGCCGGGGGUCCUUCUCCUAGUAGUGCUGGGCCGGCCAAGCCAGAUAUUAGCCGCACCAGUGGAGGAGCCUCGACAGGAGCUGGAGGUGGAGGACUCAUGCAUGAGAUGAAUCAGAUGCUGGCCCGCAGGAAAAAGAUGACGCAGCAAAGUGAGCGCCCGGCCCCUACCACCACACAAGAUGAUAAUGACCUCAGUAGUGGGCGGAGCCCGGCCGAACCGGCCCGCCGCCCCUGGGACAGAGGGAGCACGACGCUACCGAGGAUGAAAUCCACAGUCAGCAGCCCGGCAGAUGUGGCCCCAAGUGUCGACGAAUCAGAUUCAAUGGAGAGGAUUAAGCAGGAAUUAUUGGAAGAAAUGAGGAAGGAGCUGCAGAAAGUCAAGGAGGAGAUCAUAGAAGCCUUCAUGCAGGAACUGCGCAGGACCAGCACCUCGUGAUUUCAGCGACCAUCUUGUGUGACGGGGGUCAGGCUCCACUCACUGUGCCGCACGGCAGACUCUGCAAUCAUUCCCAAUGCUGGGGGUGAGCGGCCCAUCAAUAAAAGGGCAACGAGCACCCUGUACUGCUGCUGGGCCCGCUCCACACUUCUGUACUUUAACCCCUGCUCUGCGCCCCCUCCUGUACUAACCGCACCCCGCCUCUACACCCACCCUCCUUGCCCCCCCCCCCCCCCCGCACUCUGCCGAGUGCCUCUAAACGGGUUUGCAGAGGCUCCGAGCUUCAACCAAUAGGAUUUAAUGGGAUAAUUAACGGGUUGUUGUUUUUCUUUUUUAUUGUUACUUUUAAAUCAUUUCAAUUUUUGUACAAAAUUUUUUUAGCAGAAUUAGUGGCUCUGUAAACGGUGGCGGGCAAGACGGUAGCUUUAGGAUACUAGUGUCAAACACUGGAGAGUGGCGCUGCCAGGUGACCGGGGGCUUUGGACUGUGUUGCGCUGAUAU
Molecule: messenger RNA, 2271 nt
Organism: Hyla sarda
Lineage: Eukaryota; Metazoa; Chordata; Amphibia; Anura; Hylidae
Gene: VASP
Product: vasodilator stimulated phosphoprotein
Exons: 12
Coding region: 604-1770 (388 amino acids)
Biological process (GO): neural tube closure; axon guidance; actin cytoskeleton organization
Molecular function (GO): profilin binding; SH3 domain binding
Source: RefSeq, a predicted model, not a curated record